Molecule: messenger RNA, 1415 nt
Organism: Lotus japonicus
Lineage: Eukaryota; Viridiplantae; Streptophyta; Magnoliopsida; Fabales; Fabaceae
Product: protein GAMETE CELL DEFECTIVE 1, mitochondrial
Exons: 3
Coding region: 155-1096 (313 amino acids)
Source: RefSeq, a predicted model, not a curated record
GAGUAGGAGUAGCCCUAUUCUGGAAUUGUAAUUUCCAUGAUAUUGCUGUCCCAAACAGUCAUUUCACACCAUUCCAUUCCAAACCCAUUCUCUUCCCCUUUCUCUCUUCUCCCUCUCCCUCUUCCUCCGUCGCCGUCACUCCACUCCUCUCACUAUGCAAAACAUCCACCGUUUCUUAACCGCCACAAGAACCCUCGCCACCGAAAACCACCGUCACUUCCUCCCGUCGCGGCUCUUCUCAACCGGAGAUUGGGGCGACACGCCUUCGUCAUGGUCCACCGGCCUGACCAACGACCACUUCAACGGCGAGAAAUCGCGGAUGGCACUCUCCGAUCUGCAGGAGAUGGAGGACAAGGUGGUCGAGCUGGAAGCGGAGAACAAGAAGAGCAAGGCGUUCGUCGACGGCUGGAAGGGGAGAAUGGCGGAGACGUGCGUGUUGCUGAAGCAGGUUCAGGAGCCAGGUGCGAGAGGCUCGUAUCUGAAGGAUAGUGAGAAAGCGGAGAUGUAUCGGUUGCAUAAGAAGGACCCUGAGGUUUACAAUGUGGAGAGGCUCGCUAAGGAUUAUAGGAUCAUGAGGCAGAGGGUUCAUGCCAUUCUUUGGCUUAAGGAGCUUGAGGAAGAGGAAGAGAAGAAGCUCGGUCGGAAGCUCGAUGAUUCCGUUGAGCUCUUGCUCGACACUUUCCCUGAAUUCUUUAUUUCCCAUGAUAGGGAGUUCCAUGUUGCAUCUCUUCCUUAUAAACCUGACUUUAAGGUGAUGCCUGAGGGGUGGGAUGGCAUUACCAAAGAUUUGGAUGAAGUUCAUUAUGAAAUCUCCAAGAAGGAGGAUGAUAUGCUUUAUCGAGAAUUUGUUGAGAAGAUGAACUUCAACAAAAUGAAAAUGGCUGGAGAGGUGAAAGUCCACAAAAAUAGUCGACGACGCCCCUCAGCUGGAUGGACUUUUACAGUAGAGAAAAUGGGACCCAAAGGGAAGCGUGGAGGUGGUGGGGGUUGGAAAUUUGCUAGCAUGCCAGAUGGAUCAACCCGACCACUCAAUGAGAUGGAGAAAAUGUAUGCCACACGAGAGAGUCCACGCAGGCGACGCAGAAUCCUUCCUUGAUUACAUUUACGGUUUUUUUUUUUGAAUUUUUUUACUAGCUGUUUUUUUGGACAACGACUAGCUGUUAAAAUUAGAUAUCUUGUAGUUGGGCAUUCAGUGGCUUGAGAUAUACAGAUGUAUUGUUAAUUUCUAUCCUUUCUUUGGGGUGGUGGGGGUAGUGAAUUGUCCCAUACUUUGACAACCUGAGACUUUUUGAUUUAUUCUCAUAUGGCGGCAUGCACAGUAUUGUUAAGAAGUAAGAUCCUCUUUGUUAUCAAGAAAGAGGUCACUAAUUUAAAUGCACGAACCUUAAUAAGAUGUACUUUAAGUUAUGCCAGUA